UCUUCAAAGUUUUAAAAUCCACACCCCUACCCCCCAAAUGAAGUGAUUGGGAAGACCUUUGUAGGAGGUGCUGAUGAUUUUUCCUUCACGAAAAGAGGCAUGUGACUUGGACCUGCCAUGGAUUUGGCCGGCAGAGCAGGAAGGAGGCUGGGCAGUUCACCCUUGUGUACUGUUUUCCAGAGCAGGAGUUACUUUAACUUUUAGUUGGACUGGAGGAGCUCUUAAUUUGAGGCCAUGUCCAGAGAUGGUCUUUCUGACUUUUGGCUUGUCUUACCUAGAAUUCCUGGUAGUGGAUUCAGGGUUUCCAUUUUGGCCGUAGAAGGCUUUGCCAAGCAGGUACUCAGACACUACUGGGUUAAGCCUCUGGCCUUCUGGACUUCCUUCUGUGAACUGGACUGGGAAAGUGUCCCGAGUUCCUGACAGCUGCUCUACAUGGAAGGGCAAAAGCAACCCCCAGAGCGUGCUGGUCUGGCUGUACUGGCUCCCCUGGCUGCUCUGUGGGCCGUCACAAUGGAGGGUGGGGGACAGUCCUGGACAGGACCUCACAGCCCCACUGUGAGCUCCUUUGGGAUCUCUAGGGUACCCACGUGAAGUCAUAGCUUACUGUGACUUACACAGGCCCCUGAGGAUGAAGGUAACAGUCCUGUGAGCACUGAGGCUGGGCUGGGACCAACACCUGAGCCAUGGCUCCAGCACUCUGAUUCCUGGCCCAGCCAUGCUGCUGAGGGUGCACAGCCCAGGCCUACCAUCGCCCCCACCCUUGGUGGCAGAACCGAGCACUACCCAGCAAGGUGUAAUUACUUCAAGCCUGCAGGAUGGCAAUCCAGUUCCGUUCGCUCUUCCCCUUGGCAUUGCCUGGGAUGCUGGCACUUCUCGGCUGGUGGUGGUUUUUCUCUCGUAAAAAAGGCCACGUCAGCAGCCAUGAUGAGCAGGUGGAGGCUGGUGCUGUGCAGCUGAGGGCUGACUCUGCCAUCAAAGAAUCUCUUCCCAUGGAAGACGUCUGUCCCGAAGUAGUGUCCGUGCCCCCCAGCGUCACAGAGCCGCCAGAAAAGGAACUGUCCACCGUGAGCAAGCUGCCUGCAGAGCCACCAGCAUUGCUCCGGGCACACCCACCUCGCCGAAGAUCAGAGUCCUCGGGCAGUCUUCCUAACACCAUAGACAUGAGAUUGCGACCAGGAACACGCAGAGACAACAGUGCAAAGCUGGAGCUAGCCCUGACAGGUGGUGAAACCAAAUCGAUUCCUCUAGAGUGCCCCCUUUCAUCUCCAAAGGGUGUACUAUUCCCCCACAAAUCAGCUGAGGUGUGUAAGCAAGAGUCCCCGUUCAGUAGGGUGCCAGGGAGGGGCCAGCCAGGCUACCCUGCAGCGCCCCCAGAGAAGCAUGGCUCUGGGGAGAGGGCAAGAGAGACAGGUGGGGCCGAAGGGACCGGUGAUGCUGUGUUGGGGGAAAAGGUGCUUGAAGAAGAUCUAUUGUCUCAGGAGCAUGUCUUGGAAUUGGAGAACAGCAAGGCCCCCAACCUAGCCUCUUUAGAAGGGGAAGAAGAGAAGGGGAAGAGCAGCUCAUCCCAGGUGGGGCCGGUGCAGGAGGAAGAGUAUGUAGCAGAGAAGUUGCCAAGUAGGUUCAUCAAGUCGGCUCACACAGAGCUGCCAAAGGACGAUGUGGCACCAGCACCCCCAAUCACAGAUGCCAAAGCCCAGGACAGAGAUGUCGAGGGAGAACUGGGCAAUGAGGAGAGCUUGGAUAGAAAUGAGGAGAGCUUGGAUAGAAAUGAGGAGAGCUUGGAUAGAAAUGAGGAGGGCCUGGAUAGAAAUGAGGAGGGCUUGGAUAGAAAUGGGGAGGGCUUGGAUAGAAAUGAGGAGAUUGAGCAGGCUGCCUUCCAGAUAAUCUCCCAAGUGAUCUCGGAAGCAACCGAACAGGUGCUGGCCACCGCAGUGGGCAAGGUUACAGGUUGUGUGUAUCAGGCCAGUCAGCUCCAAGGGCAGGAGGAAGAGAGCUGUGUCCCAGUUCACCAGCAAACUGUCUUGGGCUCCGACACUGGGGAACCUGCCACAGCAGAGGCAGCUGCUGCCCCGUCGGAUGCUGCCCUCCCCUCGCCAGGCCUACCAGCAGAGGGCUCAGCACCACCAAAGACCUACGUGAGCUGCCUGAACAGCCCUCUGUCCAGCCCCAUCAAGGACAGUAAACCAAAGAUCUCUGCACACCACAUCUCUUUGACCCCCUGCCUGCCACCGACCACUCCUGGUGAAGAGUCGCCGGACCGGGCGGGCAUCCUGGUGGAGGAUGCCACAUGUGUCACCUGCAUGUCAGACAGCAGCCAAAGUGUCCCUUUGGUGGCUUCCCCAGGACACUGCUCAGAUUCUCUCAGCACUUCAGGGCUUGAAGACUCUUGCACAGAGACCAGCUCAAGCCCCAGGGACAAGGCCAUCACCCCGCCACUGCCAGAAAGUACUGUGCCCUUCAGCAAUGGGGUGCUGAAGGGGGAGUUGUCAGACUUGGGGGCUGAGGAUGGAUGGACCAUGGAUGUGGAAGCAGAUCAUUCAGGAGGUUCUGACAGGAACAGCAUGGAUUCCGUGGAUAGCUGUUGCAGUCUCAAGAAGACUGAGAGCUUCCAAAAUGCCCAGGCAGGCUCCAACCCUAAGAAGGUCGACCUCAUCAUCUGGGAGAUCGAGGUGCCAAAGCACUUAGUCGGUCGGCUAAUUGGCAAGCAGGGGCGGUAUGUGAGUUUUCUGAAACAAACAUCUGGUGCCAAGAUCUACAUUUCAACCCUGCCUUACACCCAGAGCGUCCAGAUCUGCCACAUAGAAGGCUCUCAGCAUCAUGUAGACAAAGCGCUGAACUUGAUUGGGAAGAAGUUCAAGGAGCUGAACCUCACCAAUAUCUACGCUCCCCCAUUGCCUUCACUGGCGCUGCCUUCUCUGCCAAUGACAUCCUGGCUCAUGCUGCCUGAUGGCAUCACCGUGGAGGUCAUUGUGGUCAACCAGGUCAACGCCGGGCACCUGUUCGUGCAGCAGCACACACACCCUACCUUCCACGCGCUGCGCAGCCUCGACCAGCAGAUGUACCUCUGCUACUCUCAGCCUGGAAUCCCCACCUUGCCCACCCCGGUGGAAAUAACGGUCAUCUGUGCCGCCCCUGGUGCGGACGGGGCGUGGUGGCGAGCCCAAGUGGUUGCCUCCUACGAGGAGACCAACGAAGUGGAGAUUCGAUACGUGGACUACGGCGGAUAUAAGAGGGUGAAAGUAGACGUGCUUCGGCAAAUCAGGUCUGACUUUGUCACCCUGCCAUUUCAGGGAGCAGAAGUCCUUCUGGACAGCGUGAUGCCCCUGUCAGACGAUGACCAGUUUUCACCUGAAGCAGAUGCCGCUAUGAGCGAGAUGACAGGGAAUACAGCACUGCUUGCUCAGGUGACAAGUUACAGUCCAACUGGUCUUCCUCUGAUUCAGCUGUGGAGUGUGGUUGGAGAUGAAGUGGUGUUGAUAAACCGGUCCCUGGUGGAGCGAGGCCUUGCCCAGUGGGUAGACAGCUACUACGCAAGCCUUUGACCCCCGAUUCCCCAUGCUGCUUCCUGAGAGUCUUUUUUUGCACUGUUGAAACCGGGCUUGGCACUCAAGUCAAAGAUUAACAUCAGAAUAACAAACAUUGCCCUCUCCAGAAAGUCCUUUCUUCCUCCAUACUGUAGUCCUAUUGAGAAGACGUUUCGUCUCUGAGAAAAAAGGAUGAAACCGUGGGUUCUCUUCUCAAAGCUAAAGGAUAGUGUUUAACAAGCCAGCUGGCUUAUCCUGGUUCUCAGCUGUUCAAAAAAAAAAAAAAAAAAAGAAAAGAAUAGAAACAGUCUCAACCAGAUUGUCCUCUUCCCCUGUUCCAUUCCCUUCUUCCUUCUAUCUCCUUCCCCGGCAAUAUCCAAACAAACUGGCAGACAGGCCAGGGAUGUGUGUUGCUUGCUUGAGAGGGUUUCUUUUACUUCAAAUCUUUCUUCAGGGAGCAAGACAUGAACUGACUAAUUGGUAUCCACUACUUGUACAGCUUACAUAAAUGAAUUGAUGGUAUUUAACCAGUUUUUAUAAACUUCAUCUAGGUCUCUAAAUACAGACUUUUUAAAUUGCAGCUGUAAAUAUGAAGUGGUCAUCACUCCUGACCUUGGUCAGUGGGGAGGGGAACUGGUAUCCUUCGAAGCCUGGUUGUAAUUUGUACCCAUUUUCUAUUUGUGCAAACUCUGUAAAUAUGUGUUUAAACAAAUGUAAUAUUUUGUACAAGAUACACUGGAGAACAAAGGGAACUCAAGACUUUUCCAGCCACAUAUCACCUGUAAGUAGAAGUCAACUCUGCAGUGCAGCUGCCACCCUUGGCCCCUCUGGCCAGGGCCCCUGUGGCUUCCUGCACACUGGACGGUUGACUGGAUGGUAGAGACUGUGAUCUGGGAACUUUUUGCUGUACAAAUCUGUUAAAAAAAAAAAAAAAAAGUAACUCAUUGAAUUACCUUGCAGUGGUGUGUUUGAUUCUUUUUUAGACUGGCUUCAGCAUUGUGCAGUUUAAAAAUAAGUAACUUAAGUCACUUAAACUUACAUAAAUCUUCAAUUGUAUGAA
Molecule: messenger RNA, 4584 nt
Organism: Cercocebus atys (sooty mangabey)
Lineage: Eukaryota; Metazoa; Chordata; Mammalia; Primates; Cercopithecidae
Gene: AKAP1
Product: A kinase (PRKA) anchor protein 1
Exons: 11
Coding region: 816-3542 (908 amino acids)
Molecular function (GO): RNA binding
Source: RefSeq, a predicted model, not a curated record